Messenger RNA from Ricinus communis (castor bean), 1040 nucleotides. RefSeq names its product eukaryotic translation initiation factor 3 subunit G. The record is from RefSeq and is a predicted model, not a curated record. Bases 69 to 992 code for a protein of 307 amino acids. NCBI's taxonomy places the organism in Eukaryota, Viridiplantae, Streptophyta, Magnoliopsida, Malpighiales, Euphorbiaceae. The transcript is spliced from 2 exons. Gene Ontology annotation, molecular function: translation initiation factor activity; RNA binding. Gene Ontology annotation, cellular component: cytoplasm; eukaryotic translation initiation factor 3 complex.
CUAAACCCCUUGAAAGAAAAACCCAAAACCCCAACCCAUUUCAAGAACCAAUAAAACGAACUGCAAGAAUGCCGUUACUUGACGGAACGGAUCAGCUCCGGUGGUCGGACGUGGUGGAAGAACAAGAGAAUGAAAAAGACCUGAAACUUCUGCUACCUCCACGCCAAGUAAUCGGACCAGACAAGAACGGUCUGAAAAAGGUGAUAGAGUACAAGUUCAAUGAUAAAGGACAGAAAGUUAGAAUUACCACAACAACACGUCUUCGUAAGACUUGGCUUACUAAAGGUGCUUUAGAGAGGCGUUCAUGGCCUCGGUUUGGUGAUGCUGUUAACGAUAACGUGGGGGGUACGAGUAGUAGUCGUCUUCUUACUACGGUUUCUAGUGAGGAGAUUUUUCUUCAAAGACCCAAGUCUAAAGGAACUAAAGCAGAGGAAACUGAGACAUCAGGAGAAUCUCUGUCUCUGCUUGCAAACAAAAAUGGUGUUCUUAUGGUAUGUAGGACUUGUUGCAAGAAAGGUGAUCACUGGACAUCGAAGUGCCCUUACAAGGAUGUUAAACCACAGCUAGAAGGCCCUACUAGCAGACCUCCUUCAGCAGACAACAGUGCUGCUUCUUCAAUCACCGCAAUGAACAGCAAAUAUAUUCCACCAAGCAUGAGAGCAGGCGCACAACGAAGCAGCAAUGAUAAAUUUAAUAUGAAGCGUAGGAAUGAUGAGAAUACUGUGAGGGUUAGCUGUAUUUCAGAGAACACUUCUGAAGCUGACUUGGUUGAUCUCUUUAGCCCAUUUGGACAAGUAUCUCGCGUGUUUCUGUUAACUGACCGCCAUACUGGUUUGAAUAGAGGUUCAGGAUUUGUCAGUUUUGUCAACAAGGAAGAUGCUGAGAGAGCAAUCAACAAGCUUGAUGGGUAUGGCUAUGACAAUCUCAUUCUUCAUGUGGAAAAGUAUAAUCGAGAUGGAUCUAAAAGCAGCCCCAAUAAAUCGAAGUUCUAGAAAAUCAUAGUUAAAAAGUGUUGACAUCGAAAUGAUAUUUACUUUUAA